AUGUUGAUGCCCUUAUUUUUAUUUUUGCUUGUAUCUCAAAUUUCGACAGCUUCUGUUCAAUCGGAUAAAAAAGAUAUUGUUCUGAAAUUAUCCACAGAUAAGGUGAGAAAAUUAAUUAAAACUUGUUGUUGUUUUUUUUUUUGUAAAAAAAACUGGGAUGAAUUUCUUGGGUCAAGGCCGGAUGAUGAUAUUGCUUUUGUAAGUGUUAAAAUUAUUUUGGGUUAAUUAUUCUAUUGUUCUCACAAUCAGAGGAAUUCAAAAAAUGUAUUAUAUAGCUUCAAAACUUCGAUCAACUUUCAGGAAUUUCAAAAUGUUGCCACGUCAUGACUUGUUUUUAAAUUAACAAGAUAUUUCAUUAAAAACUCGAAUAUCGAAAAAUGUUGGAAUUCUUAAAUCCCUUGAGUUUUGUACCUGAAUUUUUCAAGAGACAGUACUUCUUGUAAUUUCCUGCCUACAGUACUCUCAUUUUCCGUCUCACAAUCAAAUAUAAAUUCCAGAACAAUGAUCCAAAUUCUCAUUUUUACGGCGAAUGGUUGGAAUCACCAUGGGGUGAUUUAUAUCAAUUCCGUGCCGGCGACCAGACUUGGCUAACUGCCCGUGAACACUGCCUUUCGCUUAAUUCGGAUUUAGCAGUUAUCAAAUCAGCCGAACAACUCGACUGGAUCUUAUCGCAUUAUGCACCAAUUUCGACAAGAUUCUCACAAAGACUUGUUCAGGUUAGCUUUUAUCAUUUUUUCGUUGUUGGAAGUCAGUCUUUUUUUUUUAGAUAGGAUUAUUGGCGACUGAAGGUGGAAGUCAUGAAUGGAAAUGGGUCGAUGGAUCCGAAUUGAAUAAUACUGUGUAUGUUUGAAAAAAAACAGGGAAACUUAGGAAGUUAUUGAAACGGGUCCAAUUUUCCGGAGGAAAAAUGAAAAAACAUUUGUUUCAGAACUGUCUGGACAACCGGAGAACCUUACGAUCAUUCAAGUGAAGGAAAAGAAAAAUGCGCGCUUCUGAAUAUUGAGCAACGUAAACUUGAUGAUGUUGAUUGUGAGGCAACUUCUGAUGAUCAUAGAGCAGUUCGGUAUAUUUGCGAAAGAUCGAGUCAAAAACAUGUCUCUCAACAGAAAUCAAACAAUUACAUUUGGGCAAGAAUUGAACAACUUUUCAACUUUUUCGGAAUUGGUGGAUCUGCAAAUACUUCUGCAGCUAGUAAUAAUGAAACUGAUUACGAGGAUGAAGUUGAGGUAAAUUUUGUUUUGAAUAAGAAGAUUUGAUAAUUGUGGAAUUUUUCUAGAAAUCAAUGAACUCAACAUCGACCACGAAUUCCAAUUCAUCUACUGUUUUAUUCACCGAUUCUUCUGCUGAACCAUCUUCGAGUGAAGAAGAAGAAGAAGUUAUUAAAACAUUGGCCGCACUUCCAGCGAUUGAAGGAUCUGGGGAAACGAGAGAAUUGAAAGAACUAUCAGACGAAGGAAGUGGAAGUGGAGCUGGAAUCGAAGUCCAAGUUGAAAAACAGAAAAUCGAAACACUUGAUGAGAGCAAAAUUGAUAGAAUGAUCAAUAAAAUGGAGCAAAUGAUUAAAACUAUUGAUGAUUUGGUUAUAACUCCAGCGGCUUCUCAACGAACUACAGUAGCCACUUUACAUUUGCCAACUGAUCCACCAAUUCUUGCAGCUGAUGUGAACUCAAAUAGUAUUGAAGAUGAUUUUGAUACUGAAAAAAAUAAGGAUAUGCCAAAAGCGGAUAUUGAACCACCAACUAAAGAUGAUGAAGAUGACGAAGAUUGUGAAGAAUCGGGAAGCGGAUCAGGAUCUGGUUCAAAUUCAGGAGAAGAGCCAGAACUCGAAGGAUCUGGCUCGGGAGAGCAAAGUGACAGCAAAUCUACUAAAGAAACUCAAACCCAUCAAGUUAUCGAAUUGUCACGAGAAAAAGAAGAACACGUCAAAGAGUUCUUGGGUGUUCUUCGACUUUUCUUGGAUCGUGCUGAUCAUGGAGAUCUCAAGAAAUUGUUGAAUGAAUCGGAGGGAAAGACUUUGUUAGAUCGCAUGAAGAAUUCGAUUAGAGAGGCAAAUCGAAGAGAAUUUGAAAUGUUGGAGAAACUCGAGGCUGAUAAAAAACCAGCGGCUGAGGUGAGGAAUUUAGCUCGAGAGGGGAUGGGCUUUGAGGUCACUGGUAUUCGAAGAUCUAGGGUUAGAUUGUAACACCGUGUAUUACAAUUAUGGGGUUGAUAAAUGCAUUUAACAAAGGGCAUCCCAAACCUACAGUAUCAAUCAACCUUACUAAAUUCUAAUAUUCAGAAUGACGAGUCCACUCCAAUGAGUCCAACAGAACAACGUGCUAUUUACAAAAAAAUUAGUUCUGCUGUGAUCAAGGCAGCCAAAGAGGAUGCCAAGAAAGCGGAAGGCACAAAAACUUUAAAAAUUGGAGGUAAGUUCCAAAAUGUUGUGGGGUAGUUGAACACAGGUCACGCCUGUUUUAAUGAGCGGCAAUUUCAAAUUUUUAUUCUCCUAUUUCAACAAGUUACAUAUUUUCAGACGAAAAGUUCAAGCUCGCCCAGGACAAAAUGUCAGAAGAGGACGAAAAAGAGGGAAAAGUUGAGAUCUUACGAUCAUCUCGUGAACACACAAAAGAAAAGAUCGGAAAUGACGAUUAUUAUGGAGAUUAUUUAGAUGAUAACAAUGUGAUAAAAGUGAACAAGAGAAAAAGGACUACAACAACAGAAGUUCCGACGACUACUGAAGUUGAAAAGACAACAGAAGCUCCAACCACAACUUCUACAACUACCACAACAACAGAAGCUCCAACAACGACCACCAAGAAAUCCAAUAUCCCUGAAGCUGAAGAGGAAGAGGAGACAACUACCGAGAAGAUUAUAACAACUACAACUGUCAAAAAAGUCCCAACGACCACCACAACUACCACAACUACAACCACACAAAAACCCACCACAACGACCAAGAGAUCUCCUACUACUGUGAAAACCAAGAAAGUCUCUGCGGCCGAGAUCGAGAAACAAACAAAACUCGAAGUUCCAACAACUUCUACUCUUUUCCCACCGCUCCCAACUUUUCCAACAAUCGCACCAUUUACUUUUGCCACUCUUCCAACCCAACCGCCACCAAAAAUCCCAACACUUGAUGAAAUUUUCGGUAACUUUAAUACGCAAUUCAAAAAACUUCUUCAGCCACCAACUCCAUUACCAUUGUUGACACCAAAAGCCUAA
Caenorhabditis angaria is the source of this 3204-nucleotide messenger RNA. NCBI's taxonomy places the organism in Eukaryota, Metazoa, Nematoda, Chromadorea, Rhabditida, Rhabditidae. The record is from the annotation of a GenBank genome assembly.